AUGGCUCGAGAAAUGUCUAAAGAAGAUUUAUCGUGCGGUUCGCAGGAAGCAUCCACAAUGAUGGAUGGCCCCAUAAAAUUUAUUACAGAAAAAUUGAGUGGUAUGGAAACCUUUCAAAAAAAGAUAGAAGAUGCGCUACGAAUUUUAAACGCUGAAAAUUCUCAGCACGCAAAAGAAAUUGAAUAUCUCGCGAAGCAGGGAAAUAUGCUCUUAACGGAAGAUGAGAGUUCGGGAAAAAGAGAAAAAUAUACCUCAUGCGAAAAUCGUGUUUUACCAGAACCUGAAAAUUCGUCUAUUCCUGCGCAAGGAAAUAAGCAACUAAAAGAUCCCCUUUGGCAAAGUAUCGAUAUUCAAAAAGUAGAAAAUUCGUCUCUUCCUCCACUAGAAAAUAAUAGAACGGAUCAGGCUGAAAAUUACGGGCAACGCGUACCAGUAGUAACCCAGCAUCCCCAGGAAAGCACAACGUCCAUUCCUGUGACAACGUCUAUUCCCGCGAAGGACAUCAUCAGAACCGUCGAAGAAUUGAGAGGACGUGAUGAUGUGGAUCUCGAGGACUUUAUUAAGUCAGUAAAGCGUGCGAAAUCGAGAUGUUCGCAGCCGGAUUUACUAUUGGAUUUUAUAAUAGCCGAAAAAAUUAAGGACCAAGCAAAACGCGGAAUUCGCUUCAGUUCAAUAGAUGAUUAUGAUCAGUUGUUCUCCGCCUUAAGGCAAAAUGUAGGUAUAAUCAGUUCAGUUGAGUUAAGUCGGUCAAAACUCGAAUCCGUCAAGCAAACAGGGAUUGAGACCGUUCAGAAUUAUAAUAUGCGGUUCCGGCAGCAUUAUAAUGAAAUAAUUUAUGCGGUCCAGAACGAACAAUCAAAUCCAACUUCGCGACGCUUAGCAAUUCAGAUAGAGGAAAAAUCGGCAAUUAAAAAAUAUAUCAUGAAUUUGAAGGAUGAAAUCGGCGCACAAGUUCGUUCUCUCCGACCGAGUACUUUGAACGAAGAUCAGCAGGAAGCCUUAGAGUCUGAGGUUUGGUAUAGAGAAAAGCAUCACAAUAGAUACUCAAAUGUUAGACCACCCGGUAACAAACCCCUGACAAAACCGGCCUUUGCUCAAUCUAAGACAGCAUUCCAACAUGCAUCAUCCGCCUCAAAGUACCCAAGUAUUAACAACCCUCCAAAUGAUUCCCUGCCUUUACAACAAAGACUUCAGAUGUUUUGUAAAAUCUGCAAAAGACCGGGACAUAACGAAUCCCAAUGCUACAGUAGAGACCGAAAUUUUCCGAUAGGACACUCGAACUCCCGCUCGCCGAAUCGUAUCUACAAUUUACAGGUGGAAGAAGAACAUCCAGAAAAUGUUGCAGGCCAUCACGAAGAUCAACUAUCAACAGAGAUAGUCUCCGCAAUAUCAGGAAGACUAUUCUCAAUUAGAGCAAACCUACAUGGAACAAACAGAACAGGAAGACUUUUAGUGGACAGUGGAUCCUCACUCAACCUAAUCAAGGAUGAGCUUGUUCAAUUAAAUCAUCCGCGUGAAAAAUGUAUCAAAGUGUUCUCCAUGGGAAACGACCAACACCGGACAAACCAAAUAACAAAAUUUAAAUUCCAGGGAAAAGAGCAUGUGUUUGUUAUUGUACCAAAUGAUUUCCCACUACCAGAAGAUGGAAUUAUCGGAGCUCCAUUCAUGUACAACAAAGGAAUUAGCCAAGAAAUUAGAACUUCUCCGAAAGCUGAUCCUCUCCCAUGCACAAAUCUAGCAAAACACGAAAUUAUCUUAAAAGAGGAGAGACCCAUUAACAUUCCUUCUUAUCGCCAGCCAGAGUGUCAUAAAGCUGAAAUCAAUCGUCAAGUAAAAGAGAUGCUUAACAAACGAGUAAUCUCUAUGUCAAAAUCACCAUUCAACUCACCAUUAUGGGUUGUUCCGAAGAAAGCCGAUGCUUCUGGGAAGAAGAAAUGGCGCAUUGUCAUUGAUUUCAGAAAACUAAACGAACGAACUGAUCUAGAUGCAUACCCGCUACCAAUAAUCGAUGAUAUACUCGACCACUUAGGAAAUGCGAAGUUUUUGUUCAGCAUUUGA
Molecule: messenger RNA, 2058 nt
Organism: Belonocnema kinseyi
Lineage: Eukaryota; Metazoa; Arthropoda; Insecta; Hymenoptera; Cynipidae
Exons: 3
Coding region: 1-2058 (685 amino acids)
Biological process (GO): proteolysis
Molecular function (GO): aspartic-type endopeptidase activity
Source: RefSeq, a predicted model, not a curated record